AUGACUUGCGUUUUGUGGCCAGUUGCUUAUAAUCAGACCUGGAAACGAUCACUACCCUUGAUUCGUUUACUGAUUAUCUUCCUUCCGAUUGGGGGAACAUGGAAUUUAUGGAUUUCGAAGGUGUUCCCAGUUCAACAGUAUGGAGGGCUCGCAUUGAGUUAUAGUCGAAACGUGCAUUGGCCGCGUUGUCUCUCUUCCAAUCGAUUUACAUCCUCACAGCUCUCGCAUUUACCGUAA
Molecule: messenger RNA, 237 nt
Organism: Caenorhabditis briggsae
Lineage: Eukaryota; Metazoa; Nematoda; Chromadorea; Rhabditida; Rhabditidae
Exons: 3
Coding region: 1-237 (78 amino acids)
Biological process (GO): sensory perception of chemical stimulus
Cellular component (GO): membrane
Molecular function (GO): transmembrane signaling receptor activity
Source: RefSeq, a predicted model, not a curated record